Messenger RNA from Aplysia californica (California sea hare), 7853 nucleotides. RefSeq lists its product as uncharacterized. The transcript has 14 exons. Lineage: Eukaryota; Metazoa; Mollusca; Gastropoda; Aplysiida; Aplysiidae. The record is from RefSeq and is a predicted model, not a curated record. Bases 449 to 3628 code for a protein of 1059 amino acids.
UUUGUCUUCCAGGAACUUAAACUUUCAGAGUUGGCCUAUGUCGGAUAGCGAGCGAGACUUCAUCAGUGGUAAGCCCCGUUUCUUCGGGGUGAUGACAGGCAAAGUGUAACAGAGAAGUGAAAAGUGAAACGAAUAAGUAGAAGAAUAUUUAUUUAACGGUGUUUGUUUAAAUUGUUAUUAGGUUUAGACUCUAGGACGCAAUCAAGAACUGUGUGGAUAGAUCUAUCCCGUUGCCAUCACUUUCGGUUUCCUCCUCCGAGGAAAGACCUCGAGUCGAGUCGAGUCGAGACGAGCGAGCGCCAUUUGUAUUGUCAGCCUCCACGGUAACCUAGCUGUCGAAUCAACAUUCAGCUAAUGCUUAAGCCUUUUACUAUCGUUGACUGUUUAUUCAUGCCAUUGAUGAAAUCCCGAUUCGUAUUGUGACUCAAUGACAUGACAAGUGUCCAUAAUGGCGGAGAAAACAACAAGGAAUGCGGGUUACUUGAAGCCUGGAGAGCCACCCGCUGGAACAAGAGAGAAAGGAGCUGCAGAUAUCCUUGAGAAGCAAAAACUGCACACUUUAUCUACCAUGUGUGAAUUAUAUAACCCAGACUUCAUUUCUUUCCUUGAGAAAUUCAAAUUCAAACAAUCCUGUCCUUUCCAAAUUGAUCCGAAUUGUAAGGGAAAUAAAAUUGGUUUCUUGAAGCUUGGACUUGACAGGCAGCUUGAUAUGCAUGAUGCUUUGUGUGAUGCUGAAAGGAAGGUACUUAGCCUCCGUAAAUUCCUGCCAAGAUUAACAACGGACAAAAUUGGUACAGAUAGGCUCAAGGUGGAAGAGGACGAUGAUUCAACUUACAUUAAGGUGGUCACGGACAAGGGGAGUUGUGAACUUUGUGAGUACAUUCGGUACAAAUGUUCAGAAGCAAAAGAUGCAGAAGAAAAUUUGAAGAAGGGAGAAUUGAGUUAUCAACAGGCACAUGGGUCUACAGACAAACUAAAUGGAGCCGCACUUGGCUAUGAUCGUGAUGCAAUUAGCAAUGGAAGUAAUACUGAAACUGACCCCCAUCAGAAGCUUGGGAUGUUAAAAACCGAGAGAACAAAACAAGAAAUUUUGCCAGGCAGUGAAGCCAGAAGAUUGCAAAGUCUGCAACAUGAACACAGUGAUUCCCAUAGGGAAGCAAGAAUUGUCUACCUUGAGAAUGUGGAUAUUCCUCAAGAACAAUCUGUCUACGUUAAGAAGUUUUUCCCUGGAUUUCUGGAAAAGAAUACUGUCGGUGUUGAGUACAAGAUUUCCUCUGAAAGAAUAGAACUUAGCAGCUUCUCAAAACAUGAUCUAAAGCAAGCAUAUUAUGUUGUUGAAAAGAGAAUGAAAGCAAUUGAAGUAGAAUGUGUCCCGUUUUAUGAUUCAUCAAAACGGGCAAAAGAAAAUUUUAACAGAUUUUGUGAACGGAUAUCAGAGAAAUACAAUUGCAUCAUUGCUCCCGUGGUGACAGCAACAUCUAACGGCCCUUCAAGUAAGCAGUUUGUACCAGUCAUUCACCACUUCCAGAAUCAUGAUGUCCACUUAUACUUACUUGAGGGAAACAUUGACAACAUCUGUCUGCAAACAACAAUCUAUGUCACCUCAGAGGAAACAGAUCCCACUGUGAGGAAGUACGAGAAUGAGAAGAAAGUUGAGGUGGGCCUGACACCUGAUAUGACAAAGAGAGAAAUAUACAAGUACAUGAAUAAAGCACUCUCUUGGGCGAAAUCAAACUCUUCUGCAAUCGGCCUUGUCAUUGGACAUGUUCCCCAUGCAUUGUCCGGGAUCGCUGAGGCUAUUGUCUUCUUGUGUGAAAGGUCAAUGGAGGCCAUCAACGUGUACUUGCUAGAGCCUGAAAGGAAAAAUAUUCUUCAUGAAUUUGAAUCUCACUGCAAAGUGCAAAAGUGGAAAGAAGUACAGCACGAGACAAAGGAAGAUUUGGAGUGGGAGUGCAAAGAAAGAGAAAUUCCAAACUACGAAGACUUUGCUCUAAGUCAGAACUUCUCUGUGCACGUGGAUGAGGAAAACCAGAUCAAGUCACUUGUCCCCAUCUUGAUGUGUCUCCCGAUCACUUUUAAAGAUAUCUCUCGACCUCACCUCCAAGCACACUGUCCACAACACAGGAAGCUGCUAGAGAAAAAAGUGCAAGCCAAAGUCAGAGAAAAGGCAGACCUGCAGAGUCUUGACUCUACUGUGGGAAUUAUUUCUGUAAAGGAAACUGGCUAUCUGUUGUACUAUGCUCCAAGGUGGGAAUUUGGAGCUGGUCAGGUUAUUGCCAGAGCUGUGAACCUGUGUGUAGAAAAGGCGAAGGAGUAUGACUGCUCUGUUGUCUUUGUCCCACCUGGAAUUUCAAGUGAAGACACUUUCAAGUACCCACCUAGGUUCCUGGCCCAGCAAGUUUUUCACAGCCUGGAUAACGUCUUACUGGAACAGGGUCUCAAAUAUAUGGAUAUUCAUUUGAGAGUACACCAUUCCCCAUACAAAGAGGCUUUCAAGGCUGAAAUGGACAAGCGCAAGCCUUCGUUUGCCAAGAAGUCACCAUCAUUUACUGAAGAGGAAACCGAGGAAAAGUACCUUCAAGUAGUUGGUUGGAGAGACAACAUGCCCCAAGUUCUUGAUGAACUGAAGCUGAAGGUACAACCUGAAUACUAUUAUUUUGAGAUGCCACCUGCUGUUCGAAGCAGUGGGUUGAGUGAUUGGGGAGAAGGAAGUUACAAUUCUAAUGCCUGGACUCAUAGAGCUUCUACAGGCUCAGACAUGAGGGAAGACACCGAGAGGGAGAGGAGAGAUGAAACUGAGAGGAAAAGGAGAGAAGAGACCGAGAAGGAGUUGAGAGAAGAAACUGAGAGGAAGAGGAGAGAAGAAGAAACUGAAAUGGAGAGGAGAGAAGAAGCCGAGAGGAAGAGGAGAGAAGAAACCGAGAGGGAGUUGAGAGGAGAAACUGAGAGGAAGAGGAGAGAAGAAGAAACUGAGAUGAAGAGGAGAGAAGAAGCCGAGAGGGAGAGGAGAGAAGAAACCGAGAGGGAGAGCAAAAACAGCUCUCGGAGUUUUUACACAGGUACAAGGACAACAACGAAGAUCAGUGCAGAGAUUUCUUCUGCUGUUCAAAGAAGUGGGCUGAGUGAUAGGAAAAAAGAAAUGUACGAUUAUGAUGCCCUGACUCAUAGAGUUUCUACAGGCUCAGACAAGAGCGAAAAAGCAGAGAGGGAGAGGGGAGAUGAAACCAAGAGGGAGAGCAGAAACAGCCCUCAGAGUAUUUACACAGGUACAAGGACAACAAUGGAGACCAGUGCAGAGAUAUCAGCUCGUAUUCCUGGCGAUAUGUUGAGUGGUGAGAGAGGAGGAGAGUACUCGUCUGAUCAUAGGGCUCGCAGGAAUCCAAGUUAUUUUACAGACCCAGAGAUGAGAAACAAGACGGAGAGAGAUGGAGGAGCCAGUUCUUAUAGUAAUCGUCGGUUGUCGGCAGGAGCUGGGAUAGGUAUCAAGAUGCCAAGUGCUGUUGCUGGUGGAUUGACGAGUUUGGAGGAAAAAUAUCUGUCUUAUCUUACUACAAGCAGAGAGGGAACUCCAAUGAACAAGACAGACCAGACUUAUUAUAAACAAACCCUGUUUACUUAUCGAAAAUAAAUAUGUAGACAAAUAAUGCAUAUUUUAUUUGUGCAUUUUUCUUUGCAAAUAAAUGACAAGGUUAUUAAAACACAUCCAGAAAAGUGUGUAAUGGUCCCAAUCUUCCUUCACUGAUCAUGGGAACCCACUGACUGCUAUGCAUUACCUCCAAUGGUAAAAAAUUAGAGUUGUUUAAUCUUGUGUUAUAAAAAAUUAAGUUAAAUAUACAGAAACAACAAAGGGAAAAAAAAAGAGUAGAACUUGCCUAUAGCAGCCUCCAACCACCUGCACUUUUGCUGAAGAAACUUCAGGUUUGAGCCAGCUCCUUGAGUUUUAUGUGUUGUUUUGUUUUUGAGUUAUUGUAUUUAUGGUGAGUUAGCGUGAUGAUGAUUGCCUCAUUUUCUGGGAAUACUAAGGAAUAGGACGAUUGGUAAUCCUGAAAAGAAUUGGAAGAAGGACAUCACGUUGCCUAUUGUAUCAAUUUUGUGUAUGUAGUGUCAUGUAGUUAUACAGUUGGGGUGUGUGAGUACUCCAGUCCUCACAUUAUCACAUUAAUAAUAAUUUGAAUUUUCGUUCGUUGCUUUUAUAAUUGUCAAUAUUGUUUUGGUCUGUUUUUGUACUGUUGGGGUUGUUCGUUAAUUCAUUAAUUAGUACCAGCGUCUGUGAUGCAGCGGUUAAAUGCUUUACUGUCACAUGCAGGAGACUUGAGUUUUAUUUCCGAAUGGGGUGAAAUUUUCAUUGAGUUUCUCAGUCUUUCUGUUUGGGAUGUUGUAUCCCUCUCAGCCUGGGUUUGCGCUGAUAGACAGGGUUGGAAGCCCACCUCCUAAAUGAUCUAAUUUGUGUUGAUAGGAAUGUAAAAACACUUACAAAACAAUUAAUUGAAUCAAUAAAAUUUAGUUAAGCAUAAGCAAAUGAUAUAUUAUUAUAUUAAGCCUGUGUUCAGGAUUCGAGUACUCGCUCAAGUAUUUCAUGAUUACUCGGAUUCAAAAUGCUAGACAGGCACAUUAAAGUAUGUUACUGUUUUGAUGCUGUGUCAGCUUUUUGAGAUCGCAAUAUUGUCCUGUAUAUUUUAAAUAAGAUAGGUGCCAACCUCAUAUUGUGGCAGCUAUACUAUUUUUGUUGAUGCCCAUGGCUGCAGCAUUUUGUUUUGUUCUUGUAGAAUUUUCCACCCUGCUAGACAGAAUUAUGUCUUUUUUUUCUUUUCUAAGGCAAAAUAUGUGGCCAAGGGACAAGUUAAAGAGAGAGGAUUUCUUUUUUUAAAUGUAUUGUCAUUGAUGAUAUGCCAUAAUAAGUAUCUACCUUGAUCGUCUAAGGUUAUGUAUUUCCUUUUAACCCUUUGACCUGGAGUGCACAUUAUAUGUUUUGUCCCAUUGAAACUGAAUGUGUACUACAAGUAUGGCUUCAGAUUCAUAUUAUGUCCGGGUAUUUUCAAUUGGACAUUACUGAUGAUAUUUUGGGUUUUGAGUGUUUUGAAAGAACGGAGGUAAGUUAACUUGAAAAAAAAAAGGCUCAACGAAAUCAAAGCUAAAUCAGAGUCUUUAAAGUCAAGUCUAUAAAUUUACAGUAUAUCUGCCAUAGGGGAUGUUUCUCAACUAGAUUGUAUAACUUAAGACAUUUAUGUGACAACAAAGUGAAAUCAGACAUUCGGCAAAAUAAUGAAAUAGAAAUUUCUGUAUUUUCUUUGUUUGCUUUCAUUUAGAUAAUAUUGCUGUGAUUUUUGUUUUUGCCAUAUAUGUAGCCUCUUGAUUGAGGAACAGUAACAGAAAGGUAUUUUCAGUUUACUUUACAUCUGUUGCAACUGUCAAGAAAGUAGAUCUUGCUGAAGAUCUUCUUUGCUUUCCCAUGCUAGACCUCGGGAAAAGUCGACUACUGGUUUUAUUUUAGAAUAUUGUCAUGUAACCAUUUUUCCUAUUUUGUAAGGUCCCUUGCGUUUGAGCAGCCACAUUUUGAUUUUGAAGAGGUACUAUUUUUGUUUUAAAGCUAGCUUGAGUAUUUUCAGUUUUGAUAAGAAUUAAUUUUGAAGGCCCCUUGCUUUCAGGCAGCCCCAUUCCGACUUCGAAGGUACUGUUUUUGUUGUGGGUGUUUUACUUACUUGAGUAUUUUCAGUUUUGGUAAGAUUUUAUUUUGAAUUUUCUAAUGCAGUUGCGAGCGCCGUAAAACUCUUACUAAAACUAACUAAUUUUGAGUUUUGCGUGGAUGGUGGUUGAAGGCUACUCUUGUUGAUUUUAGGACCACUAAGAGAUAUCUUUAUUGUGCUCAACUUGUACAAGUGACCUCCGAGAUUUUUUACCCCUAUCUGAAUAGCCUUGGUGUUCUGUCUUACCUACCCCAAGAGCAGGGGUGUGGCUAGCAGGGGUGUGGCUAGCAGGGGUGUGGCUAGCAGGGGUGUGGCUAGCAGGGGUGUGGCUGAAAGACGGCAAAAAGAAGUAGUCAGGAACAGCAGUAGAAAGAGUCAAGAGUAGCGGAAAGAGAAGCACAGGGGGAGAGGAAGAAAGUGGUGAUGAAAGCAGUUGAUAGAAAAGGACUAGAGAAUGGGAAAAGAAGACAAAGGAAACCAUUUUAGAAUUGGCAGAAUUCGAUCCAGGAACCUUUUGACUGAGAGGCAAACACCUUACCUCUAGACUACGAGAGCCCCUGAUGAAGAUGAUAUAAGGAACAUACAAAGAAAUAUAAAAAUGUGUCUUGCUAGUAUCUAUGAUCCACCUCUUUCCUCAUAUUGUUGUAUUGUUAUAUAAUGAAAUAUUGUUUGAUCAGUUUGAGUUAGGUCACCUGAGUAAAGGAUUUUUAAUAGAUGAGUUCCAUUCUUGGCUGUAGUUGACCUGUGUACCCAGUUCGCAUGGGUGAAGUUAACAGUUGGUCAAGUAGGGAUGGCACAAUAUUUGGAUUAGCUAUAAAUGUAAGUUGAUAAUUUUAAAGAGUUUUGUUAAAUGUUUUUUGUUUUUUUUAUUUGCUCCCUUUUUCUCUGUGAUACUUGACAGUGGUUCAAGUGUGAUUGAUGUGGUGUUUGUGGUAAUAAAUCAAGGGGUUUUUAAUUAGAUUUUGUAUGUAAACCCUCUUUUCCCUUGUGAUUCAUCGUGCUCUAUUUCAUAUUUUUUAUAUUGACCAGCUUAAAAUUGGAAUUUGUAACCUCACUUCUGGUUGUAAAGAGUCUUGAUUUGAUUUACAAGAUAAGGGGCUUUUAGAAAUGCUAGUAAUAUUGCUCAAGAGUUUUUGCUGGUGCCCGACUCUGGUACUUGAGAAAAAGAUGUUUCACCCGAUAGUUCCCAAUUUUUCAUUGACCUGUCCACCAAACCCUGGAAAGCAGAAUGAAAAGAGACCGAGCCGGUAUAAGUAUGGUGGAUAUUGGAGUUAAUGAUGUGGGCAAAAAGAGACGGAUCAUGAAAAAAAGGCAGCAAACCAGGAGAGGUGCCAUCUGGAAGCGAGGGGAAGGCAAAGCUACUCGUCUGCUGUGGUGCCCAGGAGAAGGCCAUGUGUAGGAAUGUAGUAUGCUUGUUGUUUGUUUUGCUGGCAAGGGGGAAUCACAUGUGUUUGAUUAAUACUUAUUUUUUACUUUUUUCUUCCGCUUGUACCGGGGGGUGUCGCGGGGAGACACUGGCGUCUGUCUGCAGCAAGGCGAGUGGCCUGUAGGAGGGACAUCCCGUGAGCUCUGAGGGUGUCUGCCACAGAUUCACUCCAUCGUCGCCUUGGUCUUCCUCUGGCUCUCCAUCCAGAAUAUUUAAUGUUGUAUGCUCUCAGAGCUGGAUGGUUCGGGGGCAUCCGCGUGAGGUGUCCGAACCACUUGACCUUUGUUUUUCAAUGUGUGGUAGGACUGGUGUUGCUCCUAUGGUGUCCCUUAUUACUUCAUUUUUAAUUUUGUCUCUUCUUGUUUUGUUGACCGCUCUUCUUCAGCAUUUCAUCUCGCAUGUGACCAGUUUCCUCUCUAGGGCUUUUGUUAGGGACCAUGUGUGGCACUGAUAUGUGAGUGUUGGAAGGAAAAUGAUUAAAAUGCCCUAUAUUAAUUGAUUACCUAUUUUCUUGUUUGUUUUCCUGGAAAGGGGGAAUCACAUGUGUUUGACUAAUUGCCCUAUAUUUGAUUACUUCUUUUUUGUUGUUUGUUUUGCUGGCCAGGGGGAAUCACAUGUGUUUGACUGAUUGCUCUGUAUUUGAUUACCUCUUUUCAGUUUUUACUGUUCUUCUUCUUAGCUUUCCCAAUAGUUGGACAUUGCUUCUUACACUUUUCAACAAUAAAACACGUUAUCUCUUGGCA